AUGAGUGAGAAGGCCAAAGGCAGGGAUAUGUGUGGUCUGCAAAGUUCUCCGCCCUGCCUGGGAGCAUUCCUGUAUAUCCUUAAUUGUUUUCUUUUGUUGCUGCUCCAGAAGGAGGCUCUUGGCUGUCCAGCUGCUUGCCAGCUCUGCACAGGGACACAAGUUAGCUGUUGUAAUUUAGGGCUUUCAAGCAUCCCAUGGAACUUACCAAAAACUACAAUUCUUGUGUACCUCAGUGGGAAUAACAUAUCGCACGUCUCUCCAAGUGAACUAAGAGGCUUUCAGAAGCUUGCUGCACUCUACAUGGAUAAUUCCAGUAUUUCAUAUGUACACCCAAAAGCUUUUAUGGAUCUUCCCAGACUGUGUUACUUGCAUCUAAAUAACAAUAAUAUUAAACGCCUGGAUCCAGGAAUCUUUGAAGGUCUUUCCAAUCUUCAUUGUUUAUACCUUCAGAAUAAUCAAAUAGCCUUUGUUCCCAGAGGAUUGUUUAGUGAUCUGCUUUCUGUUAGAUAUUUAACACUUCAAAGAAAUCGUCUCAGUGUCCUUGGAAGUGGGACUUUCUUUGGAAUGAUGAGUCUCCGAACACUUAAUCUAGCCAAUAAUAAGAUUUCACGGAUAUCAAAUUCAGCAUUUUAUCAUCUUGAAAAUCUUGAACAUUUGUUCCUUGAAGGUAACAACUUAACACUUGUACCAUCGAAAGCUCUUGGAAGGCUCAAAAAUCUUGAAAGACUUUCUUUAUCUCACAAUCCCAUUGGAUCAAUACAUCCUUUUGCAUUUGAAGGACUUAACAAGCUUAGGUAUCUGUCUUUAAAAAAUGCAAACCUAAAAUGUAUUGCUCUUAAUGGAUUUUUUGGAUUAAACAACCUUAGCCAGUUAAUCUUAAGUUAUAACAAUUUAGAAAAUAUAAAUUCCAGCACUUUUGCUUUAUUGAACAAUUUAAUGUAUCUGCAGCUGGAGAGAAAUAAAAUAACCAGUAUUGGUGAUGGCACCUUUGAAAAAAUGGGGCAGUCACUGAAAAUGCUAAGUUUAGCAUUUAAUAAUAUCACAGAGUUACAACCUGAAGUGCUUAAGCCCUUAGUGUCUUUAGUUUAUCUGCAGGUAAAUUAUAAUCCUUGGAAUUGCAGCUGCAGAAUGCUUGGGUUACUUAAUUGGCUGGCAUCAUCUUCUAUUCCUGUGAAAGUUCAUUGUCAGAAUCCCCCGAGUAUGCGUGGUAGACCUUUGCAUUACAUUAAGUGGACUCGGUUUGCAAACUGCAGUAGCUCUGCUGCUAGCCCUUCUGCCAGUCCAGAAGCAGCCUGGAGCCUAGGUGUCCAUCACAGCACUACUACUUUGCUGAUGGCAUGGCAUAAGGGAAACAGGCACAACACAUUUGAACGGUUUAUCAAUACAGAAAUAAAAUAUGUUGCUCUCUGGGAAGGGCCUACAGCUACAUCUGCUAACCUGUUGCUCUAUGAAGAAAAUGCUUCUGAAAUUCCAUCACAGGCCACUACAGUAUUGUCAACAUUACCAGUGCAAAUACCAGCACAGGUUAUACCUGUUAACAGAACCAUGGAAGAAAAAAGUUUAUUUACAACAGAUGCUGGUCCUGUAUUGUUAAAAACAUCCCAGUUUUGUUCACAACAGGUUGAAAAGCUGAAUCAGGCUUUUGAUAUUUUACUAGCCUUUUUCAUUCUGGCUUGUGCUGUGAUCCUGUUCUUGACCUGUAAAAUUAUUCAUUUUAAGCAGAAACUAAAAGUGCUGGAAAACUCAGGGGAAAAGAGAAUUGAGUAUUAUGGGUUUUACCAGCCUGGCAGGUACAAUGUAACUGACCCAGUGCAAUCUCUGAGACAUUCAGAGCUUGACCAGAUUAGGCUGCUCAAGCGAACAACAUCUGAAAAUCAGGCACAGGUCAUAUUGUUUGAGCAUUCAUCAUUGUAA
Molecule: messenger RNA, 1914 nt
Organism: Indicator indicator
Lineage: Eukaryota; Metazoa; Chordata; Aves; Piciformes; Indicatoridae
Gene: LRRC70
Product: leucine rich repeat containing 70
Exons: 1
Coding region: 1-1914 (637 amino acids)
Cellular component (GO): plasma membrane
Molecular function (GO): protein binding
Source: RefSeq, a predicted model, not a curated record